UUUCAAUGGAGCUCGGGAUUUGAAAUCCCGAGGCGGAAAACGAGUUCGCAAGAAAAUAACUUUUUUCCCGAGGUGUAAACCCAACCGCGGGAUUUUAUCUGGAAAACAAAAAAAAACUCUACACACAUUUUUUCCUGCGGGAACAAUUCAUCUGGAAUUGUUUCCGUACGGGUUUUCAAGUUUGAAUCGUGGUUCGCUAAGUUGGCAUGAAAGAAAAUUUAAAAAAUGUCUUCCGAAAAUAAAUAUAAUCAGGUUUUUCUGGAUGUGGACUAUUUAGAAGACUUCGGUGAUGAUGAUGUGCAAAAUUUUGAGCUAUACUCAGAAAUAGACGAAGAAUAUUCGCAAGAGUUGGAAGAACCCAGCGAAGAACCCCAGGGCAAGAAGAGAAAACGCGCAGCCAAAAAAAAAUCAAAACGUGACCAAGAAAUUGACAUUAAACUGUCUAUUUGCGAGGAAAUAAAAAAAUAUGCUUGCGUAUACCAGAUAACCAACAAAGAUUAUUCGAAUAAAAACGCCAAGGAUGCCGCUUGGCAUCAAAUAAGCUCGAAUGUGUCAGCCCGUAUGGGCAGAUCUGUCAAGGUGCACGAGUGCCGGAAGUACUGGGACGCAUUGAAAGAAUCGACCAGAAUUUAUUUGGAUAAGGAAAAAGUACGAAAAAUAUCCGAAAAAUCCGGUGCGCCGGCCGACAUGCUAGACAUGUAUACGGAAGACGGAUCGCAGCGUUUUGACAUUUACCAAGAGCGGUGGCCUUUGUCAGAUGCAAUGAGCUUCUUUUUACCCUCUUGUGCACGGACCGCGUACACAGUGUCAAUUGGAAAUCGUUCGGCAGCGACUGCACUUAAAAGACACGGAGAUGAGGAAGAGUGCUUGGAAGAGAGCUUCAUAGUUCCGGCGACACCAUCAACCUCUCGAAAACGUAUCCGUUCUAAUGAGCUUUUAGACGAAACGUUGUCUUCUGUGGCUACAUCUUUGUCUAAUUUGGUGAAUGCUCGAACAAAUGAAGAUCCUAUUGAACUUAAGUUCAAAGAGUUCCACGUGGAAUUGGACAAAACAUUGCGUAAAAUGCCAUUUUUGCAAGGAAUGCAAUUUUGUAUCGACAUGAUUAAGCAAGCUAACGAGGUUUUGGAAUGCUCGGAAAACUGAAUUGAAGGAUAGUUGAGCAUGUCAAUUUUGGCAAUUUAGCAUAGAUAAGUAAUUAUUUCAACAUUAAAAAUUACUAGCCACUCGGCAUACUUUCAAAAGUGCCUUUAAAUGUGCCGAAAUGUUCCGAAAUUAAAAUAAUGUUGUUUUUGGCUGCACUGGA
This is a messenger RNA of Armigeres subalbatus, 1303 nucleotides long. RefSeq lists its product as uncharacterized. Bases 226 to 1143 code for a protein of 305 amino acids. The record is from RefSeq and is a predicted model, not a curated record. The transcript has 3 exons. NCBI's taxonomy places the organism in Eukaryota, Metazoa, Arthropoda, Insecta, Diptera, Culicidae.